Molecule: messenger RNA, 1634 nt
Organism: Helianthus annuus (common sunflower)
Lineage: Eukaryota; Viridiplantae; Streptophyta; Magnoliopsida; Asterales; Asteraceae
Exons: 1
Coding region: 63-1580 (505 amino acids)
Source: RefSeq, a predicted model, not a curated record
CCAUAAUACCACAUAUUAGCAUUACAUAUACUCUUCCUCCUCCUCCUUCCCUACCAACUCAAAUGCUUAAAGUAAAACCCGAAAGCUCCAUUUCUCUCUCCACACCGGAAUUCAUGGAAGAAGAAGAUGCAGCCGAGGAGCAGCAAACACCAACAUCACCAUUUUGGAUGCAAACCAACAACAACAACCUCGGCCGCCUUCAACGCCUCUUCUUCAACUCCUUUGUUUUGAUCAUCUUCUUACUCUUAUUCGCACUCCUUUCAUUGGUUUUCAUCAUCCCAUCUAUUCAUUUAUCAUCCAACUUUUUUAGACCAAAUUUUGUCAAAAGAAGCUGGGAUUCCAUCAACUUAAUCGUGGUAUUAAUCGCUUUGCUGUUCGGGUUUCUUAGUAGAACCAUUAAUAACGAUGAUGAAAAUGAAAAACCCAAUUGCGGGUAUGAUCGGAUUGACACAGAGGUACCAGCCGGACCUCCGAUCAUGUAUGAUUUUCAACAACAAGAUACAAGUUCUUCAAUCGGGUUAAGGAGGCAAAGAACUAGCAUCUCCUACCCUGAUCUCCGGGAACUCUCUCCGCCGUGGAACCACCGUGGCGCCGGCGAUCCAUGGCGGUUUUCCGAUGACACACAUUUUAAUUAUUACAAUGUUUUGGACUCUAACCGGAACUCAUUCCGGCAACGCAACCGGCGAGAAAACAAUUUACAUACUCCGGGAGAAGAAGAAUUGUACUUUCCACCACCACAACCGCCGUCACAAACGCCGGUGAAACUGAAGACGAAGAAAGUGCAUCGAAAGUUUUCAACAGACGACGGAGAAAGAGGUAAAAUGUUAUCACCGGAAACAGUUUCGUCGGAGAAAAGACGAGCUAGAAGCUCCGAACCGAAAAGAAUAUUAUCAGCGGUUAUAGAUCCGUACCCGGAUCCGACAUUGGUCCAACCGGUUUCACCGUUGACCGAACGUAACAAAGAAGUUGACGACAAUGUAUCAAAAGAAUUUUUUUCAUCUUUUUAUCAUAAAAAGAAGAAAAAGCGGCAAAGAGACCGAAGUGUUGACAAUUUAAAAACUCUGUUACACCAUUCUCAACCGUUACCGGUUAAAAAGUUUAUAUCAGUCACACUACCACCACCUCCGCCACCGCCACCGCCACCGCAACCGCCACGAGCUACAAUAACACGAGUGGCUCCGUUUGUAACAGACAAGCCUAGAACAAUGACGACAGGUUUUAACUUUAAUGGUGUUGAUGACAGUUCAAGUGGUGGAGAGUCUCCGAUGAAGAAUAUUCCGCCGCCGCCGCCGUUGCCGCCGUUUAAGAUGCCGGAUUGGAAGUUUGCGGUGGAAGGUGACUUUGUUAGGUUGCAAGGUAUGCUUAGUGAUAGAAGUGUGUCUCCUGAUGGGGAUGAAGCCCGGUCUCCGUUGUCUGACGGGGAUACGGUGGCGACGCUGACGGAGAUGGCGGUUUUUUGUCCGAGCCCGGAUGUGGAUACAAAAGCUGAUAGCUUCAUUGCAAGCUUUAGGGCCGGGUUAAAGCUUGAGAGAAUGUCUAAGCUUGGGCCAGGCUCAGGAUCAGGCCCAAGUAAUAAUUAAUGGGCCGUGUUGUUUUUAUUGAAUUGAUUUUUUAUAUUAUUUGAUUUGGUCAUA